Stereum hirsutum FP-91666 SS1 is the source of this 150-nucleotide messenger RNA. RefSeq lists its product as uncharacterized. NCBI's taxonomy places the organism in Eukaryota, Fungi, Basidiomycota, Agaricomycetes, Russulales, Stereaceae. The record is from RefSeq and is a predicted model, not a curated record. The annotation marks the transcript as partial. The transcript has a single exon. Gene Ontology annotation, molecular function: protein dimerization activity.
CCUGUAUGGGCCGCUAUUGCACGCGACCACCUUGCGAUCAUGGCUUCCUCGGUGUCGAGUGAACGUGCAUUCUCGAGUGCGGGGCUCACCAUAACCAAGCUGCGCAAUCGACUUCAGGGCGAUAUUGUCGAGGCUCUUCAGGUUUUGAAG